GCAUGUUCUCUAGCUUAUAAUUAUCAAAAUCAAUUGAUGUGAUCUUUUUUUCCCUCUCACAUGCAAGAACAAACACAGCCAAAAUGGGAAGGCAGAACCUCUGCUGACCUAAAAGGUCCAGCAGCUGAGCAAGUUUGGCCUCUCUUGGCUGAUUUCUGCAACCUACACAAGUGGUUCCCCAAACUUGAGACAUCUUACCAAGUUGGGGGAAUUCUUGGCCAGCCGGGUCUGAUCCGGUACUGCGCAACUCCCCCUGCUGAUCCUGACGAUCAGACGACCAUCAAGUGGGUCAAGGAGAAGCUACUGAUGAUAGAUCCAAUCAAACGGUGUUUAAGCUAUGAGAUCCUUGAGAACAACAUGGGAUUUCACUCAUAUGUUGGCACAAUGCAAGUAGUGCCCAUACACGACAUUCAUCAUGAUGUCGUUCUUGGGUGCAAGAUCGAGUGGUGGGUUGUUUGUGAUCCGGUUGAUGGAUGGAGGUUGGAAAACCUUCUUGAUUUUCUUGAGUCUUCUCUCCCGUUGGUAGCAAAAACAAUGGAGCAUGCUCUUCUUUCUACUAGCUGAUCAACGUUAAUUCACUCGGCUUAAUUAGUCUUUAUUUGUUGGUAUAUUACUUUUAUGUGUAUUAUUAUUGACUUGUAGUAUGUCUAUGAAUUUAUUGAUCAAUAAAUUAUAGUAUUAGUAAACGUGGGUUAAGUCAAUUGACUA
Molecule: messenger RNA, 708 nt
Organism: Prunus persica (peach)
Lineage: Eukaryota; Viridiplantae; Streptophyta; Magnoliopsida; Rosales; Rosaceae
Product: lachrymatory-factor synthase
Exons: 1
Coding region: 61-564 (167 amino acids)
Source: RefSeq, a predicted model, not a curated record